Molecule: messenger RNA, 5724 nt
Organism: Heteronotia binoei (common prickly gecko)
Lineage: Eukaryota; Metazoa; Chordata; Lepidosauria; Squamata; Gekkonidae
Gene: KLHL17
Product: kelch like family member 17
Exons: 12
Coding region: 130-1902 (590 amino acids)
Molecular function (GO): protein binding
Source: RefSeq, a predicted model, not a curated record
AACCCAAAAUCCAUCAAUCUGGAGAACAAACUGCCCGAACACGGGAAGCAGCUUUGCUUUCUCGCCCUGGAGGUUUCCGCCGGUGAGGCAGAACGAGCGCUGCCAAGAACCCGGGACCCACCUGCAGUCAUGGAGAGCAGCAUGCAGCUCCUCAACCGGGACGGCCACAGCAUCUCCCACAACUCCAAGAGGCACUACCACGACGCCUUCGUCUGCAUGAACCGGAUGCGGCAGCGGGGUUUGCUGUGUGACAUCGUCCUGCACGUGGCCACCAAGGAGAUCAAGGCGCACAAAGUGGUGCUGGCGUCCUGCAGCCCCUACUUCCACGCCAUGUUCACAAAUGAAAUGAGCGAAAGCCGGCAGACUCAUGUGACGCUGCACGACAUUGACCCGCAAGCGCUGGAGCAGUUAGUCCAGUAUGCCUACACCGCUGAGAUUGUGGUGGGAGAAGGGAACGUGCAGACGCUGCUUCCCGCUGCCAGCCUCCUGCAGCUGAACGGGGUGCGGGACGCCUGCUGCAAGUUCCUCCUGAGCCAGCUGGAUCCGUCCAACUGCCUGGGCAUCCGAGGCUUCGCAGACACGCACUCCUGCAGCGAUCUGUUGAAAUCGGCCCACAAAUACGUCCUGCAGCACUUUGUGGACGUCUCCAAGACGGAAGAGUUCAUGCUUCUCCCUCUUAAGCAGGUUCUGGACCUCAUUUCCAGCGACAGCCUGAAUGUGCCCUCUGAAGAAGAAGUUUAUCGGGCUGUCUUGAGCUGGGUCAAGCAUGACGUGGACAGUAGGAGGCAGCACAUCCCCAGGCUCAUGAAGUGUGUCCGGCUGCCUCUUCUGAGCCGGGACUUCCUGAUGAGCAACGUUGACACGGAACUGCUCGUGAGGCACCAUUCGGAGUGCAAAGACCUUCUGAUUGAGGCCCUCAAGUAUCACCUCAUGCCGGAGCAGAGAGGAGUCCUCAGUAACAGCAGGACUCGGCCCCGGCGCUGUGAAGGAGCCAGCACUGUUCUCUUCGCUGUGGGUGGGGGAAGCCUUUUUGCCAUCCAUGGUGAUUGUGAGGCCUACGACACCCGCACAGACCGCUGGCAUAUGGUAGCUUCCAUGUCCACCCGCCGGGCCAGGGUGGGCGUCGCUGCCAUUGGGAACAAGCUGUAUGCCGUGGGCGGCUAUGAUGGAACCUCUGACUUGGCUACGGUGGAGUCAUACGAUCCUGUCACCAACUCCUGGCAGACCGAGGUUUCCAUGGGAACCAGGCGGAGCUGCCUAGGUGUGGCGGCUUUACAUGGUCUCCUCUACGCAGCUGGAGGAUAUGAUGGAGCAUCCUGUCUCAACAGUGCCGAAAGGUACGAUCCCCUAACAGGAACCUGGACUUCGAUUGCCGCCAUGAGUACCAGGAGGAGAUACGUCCGGGUGGCAACAUUAGAUGGCAACCUGUACGCUGUUGGGGGCUACGACAGUUCGUCCCAUUUGGCCACUGUGGAGAAAUACGAGCCGCAGAUAAACACGUGGACUCCGAUUGCUAACAUGCUGAGUCGUCGCAGCAGUGCUGGCGUGGCUGUGUUGGAAGGGAUGCUGUAUGUGGCGGGGGGCAAUGACGGGACCAGCUGCCUUAACUCGGUGGAGCGCUACAAUCCUAAAACCAACACUUGGGAAAGCGUGGCAUCAAUGAAUAUCCGGAGGAGCACCCAUGACUUGGUGGCCAUGGACGGGUGGCUGUACGCAGUGGGCGGCAACGACGGUAGCUCCAGCCUCAACUCCAUUGAGAAAUACAACCCCCGCACCAACAAGUGGGUGGCCGCGUCCUGCAUGUUCACCCGGCGCAGCAGCGUGGGCGUGGCCGUGCUGGAACUUCUCAACUUCCCGCCCCCUUCCUCGCCCACCCUGUCGGUGUCCUCGACGAGUCUUUGACAAAGAGUCCGAUCGCGCCUCACCACGAGGGGACUGCAGCAUCUGUCGGAGUGCAAAGCCAGCUUGGCCUGACCCCAGUGGCAGCCACUCCCUGUGAAGAAAGGGAUGGAGAGCGUUGAUGCCGUACUCAAGAUCUUUCAAGUCAUUUGACCCGACAGGAAGUUCGUUCCUGGCCAUUGCGGUGCAGCUCCAAGAAGGGAUCCCGGACUGCGCUUCCUUAAAGGCGAGAGCCCCUUCGGCAAACGAAGACCUCGGCCGCCUGGCUUUCACCAUCUACUCCAUCCUAGCUCCACCUAAUUUUUGUCUGGUAUCUCAGACCAGUCUCGAUUAUUAUCUCCUGUUUCCACCUCUGGAUGUGACCUCUGGCUCCACCUUGCGCAGUGGAGCUUUAAAAAGAUGCAGGAAGGAAACGCAAAAAACACCCCGGAGAAGGGACUUUUCCUUGCAGGCUGUGUUGGGCAGCUGAAUGUAAGCUGUGAAUGUCACACCAUUAGCCAAAACUUCUUACCGAGCCUAUAGCGCACUGUUAAAAAGACCUGCAGAGGUGACGCCUCUCUCGCUGGUGUCUAUUGAAAGGGAUGCCUUAAAAUAAAUAAAUAAAUAAAACAGGGCUGGAGGGGGAACAACGACAUCACAUCGCGAGACCUCUAAUGUUCUUUGUGGUCCCUCAUCCUGUCGACCUGAUUUGUGUGCCGCCUGUUCUGACGCUCCUCAGCCCUCUUUGGGGGCAUCGGUUUGGGGGCAUCCACCAAAAUUCUGGCUCCUGUAUUUAACGCUUCUUUUUCCUCAUUGGAAAGGAGCCAGCCUGAGAUGUGAAUUGCUCUCCCCACCCUCCACCCACCCCCCAGGACUGCUCUGAGUUCCUACUUUGAAGAUGAUGAAAGCGUAACAGGGUGGAGCAGGAGUGCUAAAAACUGCACAUUCGCCGUUAGUGACUCUUGACUUCUUUUUUUUGGCUUUGUCGUUUACAAUCAUUGACAAGUCGUUUUAUUUAUUUUUGUUGCGUUUUCAGACAAAUCUGGUAUUCUCGUACCGCCGUUCGUGCUCCUUUUUUUUUUAUUUAAGUGGAAAGAGAGAAAAGCCAAAUGAGGCAAUUUUUUUUUUGUUCGAAACGUGUACAUAUUUUGCCAGCGAGUGUAAUCCAUGUGACGAAAAAAAGGAAAAUUUGGUACAAAAGCGCCAUUGAAAUGAAUUGGGAGGAUGGGGGGGGGGGGCGCACAGAAAUCUAGCAUUCCCUCUGCAAUGAAUGGGGGCUAUGUGCAGUGAACCCUCACGAGCUCGUUUCCUUUCAGAGGGGUGGUAUUCCGUUCCUUUUCAUGUCCUGUUUCUCGCAUAACUCCUAAUCAAUUCAGCGGCGCUCGAAUAAGAGGAAUUCCUUACAGACCACAACUGGUAUAGCUGACUUGGAAGGAUUUUCUUUGCAGAAGUGUGCAUGCGUGUGUGUGUGUGAGAGAGAGAGAGAGAGAGUGAGAGCAUGUGAAAAUGUCAUGUGCAUUUCAGAAGAACCUGCACUGAAGGCACAGUCUGAUACCAGGCCGAGGGUCCCUCACCUUGACCCACCGCUUGAACGUAACAAAACACGAUCCACUUGCAUUUGUACUGUAAAGCCAAGCGUUCCGUUCUCCAAGACCCACCUACCUACACCAUGAAGAAACCUCUCUCUGGAGGGGGGAGGAGGGUGGCUCCUUACAGACACUGUUUCACUUCAUUAUGCACCGUGUGUGAUUUAUGUACAGUUGACAGCUUGGGGUUGGGGUGGGGUUGGGGGGCUUCAUGACAAGCCAUUCUGAGUUCAGCGACAGCCAUUGCAACGGAUCAAGCUCUCGUACCUCAAAUAGCCUUGGGCGCGAUUGUUCUUUUUUGGACCCUUUAUGCAGCUCUGAUCUGUUCUUCGAAGUCUAUCUCUGUUUUCUUCUCCCCCGUCCAUCGUCAGUUCAGUUCCACUUGUGGCAAUAAUGGGCUUCUCUUCGCAAAAAACCCCCCUCCAAACCCUAGUUUGUAAAUGAUAAUCCUGUUUCUCCUGCAUGUGUUUACAUCAAUUACUUGUGGUACACUUUCAGGCUUGUCUUCAGCAUCUUGAGAAGGGUUCAGAAUGGCGUAGGCUGCUGGCUUUCAUGGUGCAAGCCAUGAAGUAUAGGGUCACAGCCAUGGUCCGGAUGGUUGCUUCCUUUGCCUCAUUGGUAAUGAUGGAAGGAAGGGCCGUGCUGAUGAGAAAGGGUGGGCAGUGCCAAGGAGCACCCAAUCUGGCCGGGUAAGGGUGUGCCAAUUCCCUUUUUCAUCCAGGCAUGGAACUUGCUUGCCGUCAUGCUGAUUUAUGGCGCUAUUGGGCAAGUCCUGAAAGGUUUUGAAAAUCAGCCUGUUUCUAUAAAGCCUUUUUUUUUGUUUUUUAAGUAACUCCUGUCCUUUGAUAUAUGUAGUUCGUCGUUAAAUGCUCCUAACCCACCGAUAGAGGAAUGGGGGCAUGCAGUUUGCAGGAAAGGUGCUUCUCCAGGUAUCUCGGUCUGAGCACUUCAUAGAACACCUCUGCCUACAAGUUUAGCCAGAGCUUUGCCUGCUGCAAUAUAUGUUAGGAGGAUAGAGUUGAUUUUUCAAUUAGUGCCUUCCGUUGCCUUUUUUGUUGUUGUUGCUGUUGUCAUUUGUGGUCAAGGUACAGUUUAACCCAUGCAACCACAGCCUGUCUGGUAUUAUUUUUUCUUGUUGACCUAUUUUCCGAUUAUCUUUUCUGCAUCUGCGAUGCCCACAAGGAAGAAGGAAAUUGCUGAUGCGACUGAACUGUUGCAGGGAUGGGUCUGUUCUGGUUGAAUCUUCAAGUGCUUAUCUGGGCUGCUUCCCAUUCUAAAGAUCCCUUUGGGUCCAGGUUUGCAUCUGACAGACGGCUCCGAAGAUUGUGACCAGCAUGGGCCGUUAAAGUUCAGACAGCGGUCCCUCCUGAGGGAAAGGGUGUCUGUGUCCGUCUUUGGAAAGUGGAGUCAGAUCAGCAAAGAAUGUGAAAAGUAGUCACUUCUAGCAGGUCGCAGCACCUGUUGAGUAGGAUUUUUGCCCCCCAAAUGGCUUAUCCAAACAGCUUGUUGGUUGAAGAUUUCAGGGGCCACUGCUGAGUCUGGGUGGCUAUGCUCUGUGGGCAACUUCCAAUGUCAUCUAUCUUGCAAAAAAAACAAAAACAGGAAUUGCCCCAUGAGCCGUUCUGCUAACGUGCCAUGUUAUGUCAAAACCAGCUGGCCCAGGAAGCAAUGGAAGGCAACAAAGAUAACUGCUGCGAUUCACAACCUGGAGGAGGAGGAGGAAGUGUGCAAGAUGUGCUGUUGGCAGCCCGAAAAAAAGCCAUCCGUGGUCUCUCUGUGUGUGUCUGUGUGCUUUUUCUUUUGUCUUUCCUUAAUUCAUCCCACUAAACUCCAGUGACUAAUCUAAACUUGACUCUGAAGUGCUUUUCAUCUGGAAUCUGUCACUGUCUAGCACAGGCUUUUGCUGCCUUUGGGGGGGGGGGGGGGUCUAUUUCUUUAUCCAGAGCAGAGCAUGUAUUGUCCAAAGACAGUAGCAAAGGUGAGCGAGGAGGAACCAGGGACUCCGGUUCGCUUGCUCUCUCCCCUUCCCCCAUCACGUCCUACAGGAAAUACAAGCUCUGGCCUAGCUGUGGUGCAAAUCCUGGUUCACUCAUCCACUGUCGGAACAGCUGCCUUUAAUUUAUUUGUAACGUGUCAAAUUUAUUUAUGUGCAUUUUAAUUUUGUUUUUGUUUCUCAAUUUUUUGCACUAUAAUGGGGGGGAGUGGGCUGGGGAUAUGAGCAAUACAAGCCAGUGUGUAAAAUAAAUGGUUCUUUCUUGAA